Messenger RNA from Lycium ferocissimum, 832 nucleotides. RefSeq names its product monothiol glutaredoxin-S3. The record is from RefSeq and is a predicted model, not a curated record. The transcript has a single exon. Lineage: Eukaryota; Viridiplantae; Streptophyta; Magnoliopsida; Solanales; Solanaceae. Bases 174 to 482 code for a protein of 102 amino acids.
UCGGUUUUCCUCACCUCAAAACUCAUCAACAUCCCUACACAUAAACCACAAGUCAUCACUAAAGCUCAACCAAAAUAUCCACAUCAUUAUCCUUAACCUUUCAUAUUAUUUUCUUCACUUUCUAAACCCUAAAUACAACACAUACAUUCUUGAAUUAUUAUCAAAUAGUACAUAUGGAGAGGGUAAGCAGAAUGGUGGCUGAAAAGCCAGUAGUGAUCUUCAGCAAGAAUUCUUGUUGCAUGAGCCACACUAUUAAGUCUCUCUUUUGUGACCUUGGUGUUCACCCUGCAGUUCAUGAGCUUGAUGAGAUGCAAAGAGGACGAGAAAUCGAAGCAGCCCUAUCGAGACUCGGUUGUAACCCUACAGUUCCAGCAGUAUUCAUCGGUGGUGAACUUAUUGGUGGUGAAAAUGAAGUCAUGAGUCUUCAUCUUAAACGCUCUUUAAAACCAAUGCUUAAAAGGGCUGGAGCUCUAUGGGUUUAAUUAAUUAAUUAAUUACUAAAUAUAUGUAUUCGACCUCAAUAAUAACAAUAACAAUAAUAAUGCGAUGUUUUUUUUGUUGUGGAAGAAUAAUAUAAGCUAGAAGACUAUAAGUGGACAUUAAUUAGUUACUUUUAGCAACAAAAAAAAAGAAGAAGAAGAAGAGUGCGUUUGUGUACAUGUAAAACGAGUGAGAGUGCGUAGCCUAGUGCUGAAAUUUUCUUUAGCUAAUUACGUACUAUAUAAGUAUGGAGUAUUAAAUAAUGUGUUCACUUAGCUUCUAGUAGCCCGGCUUCUCUUUUUGUUAUGUAAGCUGUGAUCUCUUUUGCGAAUAAAAAAUCUCUGUUUUCAUA